AUGGGGAUUGCACGAGUUUGCAGGAAAUGCAUCCAUAGGAAGCUCUUAGACGAGGAAUUGGAAUGCUGUCCAGUGUGCAAUAUUGAUUUGGGCUGUGUACCACUGGAGAAGUUGAGGCCAGACCACAAAUUGCAAGACGUAAGAGCCAAGAUUUUCCCUUGCAAAAGAAGAAAGGUUGAUCCACCUGAAGUUGUGACUUCAGUUACGUUACCAGUCAGAAGAAAGGAAAGAUCACUCUCGUCAUUGGUUAUCAGCACCCCUAGAGUAUCAACCCAUACUGCCAUGACCAGAAGAAGAUCAAAAUCUAUUGCAAGGAAGGCAUUACAAGGUACCAGUUUUUCCACCCAGAAACUUGUUAAGAAAGAGGCAGAUUCAGUGGAAGAUUGUCCAGAGAGCUCUAGCUCACUUGAGACUCUUACCAAAUUCGCUCAGAGUACAAGGAAGAAUUCUGCUACUGUUGAGCCGUCUAGCUAUGCUGUAUCUGAUAAACAAGUAAAGAGUUGUGCUGAAGCCUGGGACGGGAAAGUUGACCUAUGGAAACCUUUCACUGAUUUGGUUGAAGUUGCAAAUAGGAGUAAGUCUCCAAAGUGCAUUUCACAAGUAUCUGCUGCUAAAUUAGAACCUCGACAUUCCAUUGACAGUGAAGGGCGUGUCCGUAGAACUAAAGUUAAGGGACGUGAACAAAACUCUAAACUUCAAGAUGGUAAGACUAGCAAUGAUCCGAACCAUUCAGAAUCAGAGAAGCCUAAAAAGUUGCGAAGGAUUCGCCGGAAAAAGGCAGCUUAUUUUGGGGAAUCAAGUGUUUCGCCCCAAGCUGUGCUGGAUGGUGCCAAUGCUGAACGUGAAAGAAGAAUGCAUCCAAUUUGGCUCUCAUUAAAGGCUUCCGAAGACCAGGAUGGAAAUGCACCCUUGCCCCAGAUACCUGCAAGUUACUUGAGAAUAAAGGAUGGGAGUAUGCCUGUUUCUUUCAUCCAAAAGUACCUGAUGAGGAAACUAGAUCUCACAAAUCCAGAUGAGAUUGAAAUUAGAUGUAUGGGUCAGUCAGUGGUCCCAACACUGGAACUGAAUGAUCUAGUUGAUUUGUGGCUACAAACUGCAUCGACUUCACAGAGGGUACCAGCAGCAAUUGGCUCAUCAGCGAAGGAUUUCGUGAUGGUAUUGACCUAUGCUCGCAAGGUUCCAGCCCCUUGAACAUACUUCAUUCUUUUUUGCUGACGUACCUUCAUUAGUCGAUACAUUCUUCAGAUCUCAAAAGGUAUCGG
Messenger RNA from Ilex paraguariensis (yerba mate), 1262 nucleotides. NCBI's taxonomy places the organism in Eukaryota, Viridiplantae, Streptophyta, Magnoliopsida, Aquifoliales, Aquifoliaceae. The record is from the annotation of a GenBank genome assembly.